GGUGAGUUGGAAAAGGGGGUGAAAUUUGAGAGAGGGGUACGUCAGUUGAUGACGCGAGGUUGCGAAGUGAGAAAGAUCUUGGAUGAUGCUUCCGUGGCCGCACAUUUUGAUGUUCCGAAACCUGCAGCAUCAACGGAAGCAGAAGUAAAGUGAGAAAAGGAACUUGUUCGCUUCCUCUUGGUUGGAUUCAACACAAUCCCAUUGGAUACCGCUCAAUGGGAAGCCAAUAGAAAAUACAAGAACUUCUCUUCUCUUCAACCUUUAGGUAAGAUAUUGACAGGCUCGGGCCACAUCCAUCAUCCAUCAGAUCGAUCAGACGUCCCCCACGCACCAUCAUAAAAAGAGCAAGAGAUCACAUUCCUCUCUGAAAGGGUACCAAUACAGCUACCCAUCGACCCACCCUCUUUUCCCAUUCCUUCCUUUUUUCUAUAGUAGUAUGAGACUGAGUGCUUCUGCCGUCGGAACCUUUUUGGUACUUGCUGCGACUUCUACAUUUCAAUCCGCCCAAGCAUUUACUGCCGUGAGAGGACCUUUGUCGACAACUGCUACUACAAGUGCUUCAAGUUCUGCCUUUUUGCCCACUUUCUCGGCGGUUCGACCACAAGCCAGUUCCUCUUCUUCUUCGACCAGCAGCUUGAGUAUGUCGUUCAGUGUGGGAAUUGUCGGUGCCACGGGAGCCGUCGGCAAGGAAAUUCGUCAAUGCCUGGAAAAGCGAGAGUUCCCAGUCUCCCAGUUGCGCAUUUUUGGAUCGGAACGAUCGGCGGGCAAGACCAUGCCCACCGAGAAAUAUGGAGAUAUCGAAGUGGAACUCUUUGAUGUGGCCAAGGCACGAGAAUGCGAUGUCGUCUUUCUCGCCGUCAGUGGAGACUUUGCGCUCGAGCAUGCUGAAGCUAUUUGUAAAGGAGAUGAUGGAGCCGUCGUCAUUGAUAACUCGUCUGCCUUUCGUUACAAACCCGAGAUCCCCUUGGUAGUACCGGAAAUCAAUGGAAAAGAAACCAAGAAAUCCAAAUUGAUUGCCAACCCCAACUGUACCACCGCCAUUGGUCUCAUGGCGAUCUGGCCUCUUAUUCAGAAAUUUGGUUGCAAACGUGUCAUUAUGAGUACGUACCAAGCUGCAUCGGGAGCUGGACAACCCGGAAUGGACGAACUACAGGAUGGCACCAGAGUCUACCUCGAAGGAGGAACGCCGGAAAAUUCCAUCUUUGCCUAUCCACUCCCCUUUAAUGUCAUUCCACAAAUUGACAAAUUCCAAGAGAACGGAUACACCAAGGAAGAAAUGAAAGUCACCUGGGAAACACGCAAGAUUUGUGGUUUGGCGGAUGAUUUCCCCGUUAGUUGUUCCGCCGUACGUAUUCCCACCAUUCGGGCCCACUCCGAAGUCAUCAUUAUGGAAACCGAAAAACCGGUAGAUAUCAAGGAAGCUCAAAAGGUACUCGACGAGGCACCCGGUGUCAAAUUGGUCGACAAUCCCGACGAACUCGCCUAUCCCAUGCCCAUUACCGCCACCGGACAGUACGAUGUCGAAGUCGGACGAUUGCGCAAAUCACUCGUCUUUGGUGAUUAUGGAAUCGAAUUCUUUGUCAGUGGUGAUCAACUGUUGCGUGGUGCCGCUCUCAAUGCCGUCUUGGUUGGGGAAGAAAUGGUCAGCAAUGGUUCCAUCAAGGAAAAGGCAACCGCCUAAGAAAGAAAACAACUGACACAUCACACAAUCACACACACACACACGCAAGUGCAUCCCGACAAUACACCUACCAUACUAGAUAAGAUAUUAUGAAGUCUACGUAAUUAUUGGAUUGAAUCAUUCG
Molecule: messenger RNA, 1805 nt
Organism: Seminavis robusta
Lineage: Eukaryota; Bacillariophyta; Bacillariophyceae; Naviculales; Naviculaceae
Source: the annotation of a GenBank genome assembly